Messenger RNA from Botrytis porri, 2731 nucleotides. RefSeq lists its product as uncharacterized. Gene Ontology annotation, molecular function: 5'-3' DNA helicase activity; RNA binding. The record is from RefSeq and is a predicted model, not a curated record. Bases 1 to 2160 code for a protein of 719 amino acids. The transcript is spliced from 7 exons. NCBI's taxonomy places the organism in Eukaryota, Fungi, Ascomycota, Leotiomycetes, Helotiales, Sclerotiniaceae.
AUGGCUCUCACUCUAAAACCAGUAGAUGUUCCAUCCUUCUGCACAACUCAACUUCACCUCUUGGACCAAGAACUUCAAUCCGAGCUGUCCGAAACUUCGACCCUCAUAACUGGAACUUCACCUACCUCCCUGCAGCGGGCUGGACUUGCUAUUACCAAUCUCGUUUUGAUAUCUCAAAGAACGGGAUUGGGUGGAAAAACUGUUGUUGAGUUAGGCCCCGAUCCGGCAACUUCUAGUUCUGGCUCUGGAGGGAAAGGUAAAGGUGGUAGUGGGGGUUCGGGAGAAGGUGAAUUACAAGAGCAUGGGAUACGGGUCGGUGAUAUUGUGGCAGUCAGUGAACAGCCCAGUGGUAGCGCAAAGAAGAGGGAGGUCAAAGAGUUAGAGGAGAAGGGAAGUAGAGGUGUGGUUACUAAGGUAGGGAGGAGUGCGGUGUGGGUUGCGCUGGAUGAGAAUGGGAAGGGCGAGGAGAAUGUUGGGGGUAUGAAAAGAUGUUGGGUGGUCAAGCUAGCAAAUGAUGUUACGUACAAGAGAAUGAAUGGUACCAUAGGAAAGUUGGCGAGGAUGCAAGAAGCGGAAUAUUCGAAUUUCGUAAGGGUUUUAUUUGGAUUGUCAUCACCUUCGCCAGUUCCAGAAACCCUGGGGGAUGCGGGAAUUGAGUGGCUGGAUCCAAGUUUGAAUGAUAGUCAAAAGCAUGCCAUUAAGUUUGCACUUGCUUCGAGAGAAAUGGCUUUGAUUCAUGGGCCACCUGGAGUGAGUAUCCUAUAUUUCUUUUCUGGCAUUCAGCGGGUCAUUUUAAAACUGGAAAAAACCCAUACCUUGAUUGAGCUUAUUCUGCAGAUGCUCAAGCAAAAUCUCAGAGUCCUGGUGUGUGGGCCAUCCAAUAUAUCCGUAGAUAAUAUCGUUGAGCGACUUGCACCACAUAAGGUACCUAUUGUACGCUUGGGUCACCCCGCGAGACUUUUGCCAUCAGUUGUCAAUCAUUCUCUUGAUUUUCUUACACAAACUUCAGAAGCGGCUGCGAUUGUGCAAGAUGUCCGAAAAGAAAUGGAUACCAAACAAGCUUCAAUAAAAAAGACCAAGAGUGGUAGAGAAAGAAAAGCUAUAUAUGGCGAUCUCAAGGAACUUCGUAAAGAGUUUCGAGAACGCGAAAGGAAAUGUGUCAAUACGUUGGUGGGCGGUUCAAAAGUCGUACUUGCAACCUUGCAUGGUGCUGGAGGAUUUCAACUGAGGGAUGAGAAAUUUGACGUUGUGAUCAUUGAUGAAGCUAGUCAAGCUUUAGAAGCUCAAUGUUGGGUACCUUUACUAUCAGCCAGUAAAGUUGUUCUUGCCGGAGAUCAUCUCCAGUUGCCGCCAACAAUCAAAUCACUAAAUUCCAAGACCAAAACGAAAUCACAAGACAAGGAGGCAGAGGGUAUCAUUAAGGGGAUGACUUUGGAGACCACUUUGUUUGACAGAUUACUAAAAUUACAUGGCACUAAAAUAAAAGUCAUGCUCACUACACAAUACCGCAUGCAUGAGAAGAUCAUGAGAUUCCCAUCGGACGAGUUAUAUGAAUCAAAACUUGUCGCCGCUGAAGCAGUCAAGGCACGACUUCUCACAGAACUACCGUAUGAUGUCGAGGAAACAGAAGAUACUAUUGAGCCUCUGAUAUUCUUCGAUACCCAGGGUGGGGACUUUCCGGAAAAGAGUGAAGAGGAGAGUGCUGAUAAGAAAGCUGGGAAGGGAAUGUUAGGUGAAAGUAAAAGUAACGAAAUGGAAGCGAUUCUCGUGAGACGACACGUCCAGAAUCUUGUCGAUGCUGGAUUGAAGGCAGAAGAUAUUGCAGUUGUGACGCCAUACAAUGCUCAGCUCGCAUUGAUGUCUCGAUCGAUGAAGGAGGCCUUUCCCGGUAUCGAACUGGGCAGUGUUGAUGGGUUUCAAGGAAGGGAAAAAGAAGCAAUCAUUGUUUCCCUCGUUCGAAGUAAUAGCGAACGCGAAGUGGGAUUUUUAGGAGAGAGGCGCAGACUGAACGUCGCUAUGACCCGACCCCGACGCUCACUGACAAUCAUUGGUGAUUCGGAAACUGUCUCGAGAGGUAGUCAAUUUCUCAAACGAUGGAUGGGCUUUCUGGAAGAAAAUGCCGACUUACGAUACCCAUCGAUAGCGGAGUUGAACUCGUAAUGACAAUCAAUCAAAUAAGAUUUCGGUUGAAAGAUCCAAAAACCGUUACACCCUCAAGGGCACUCUAGUUCCCGUACCAAAGUUUGAGAUCCAUGAAAGAAAUUAUGCAGUUAGUCCGUAUGCAUGGAGCUUGGAGGAUUGCAUUGCAUUGCAUUGCAUUGCCUCGGAAGCUUUUAGCUUUUCGCGUUUCUUUUUUUGAUCGGUCUUUGCUGAUGACCCACACAAUUUGUCCAGAAACACCAUCGCGGUCGUGCCACGCGAUUUGGUUCUUUCCUCUUCGAGAAGAGGGUGUGCAUCAGACGAAUGACGAACUCGAUAUCAUGAACCCCUUGUAGUUUCACGUAGAGUAUGCAGUAUGGCAGUGGCACGGUUCCCAAGGUGUGCUUCGUACAGAGAUGAUUUUGAGUAAUCCACCUUCUAUCUCCAAAGGACUUGAUAACCCGUUACUUUGGGGAAAAAAAAGAAAAAAGAAAAAAAUGGAAAAAAAAGGAUUCUUACCAUAAAGUCAAAGACCCCCAAAUUUUGAUUAUUCAUCGCGGCGUUAGCUGUCCCAUCUGUAGGUACUGUACCG